AUGCAGAAUCGAGGCAUCUUCGUCGAAAACAGAGAGGGCAAGGAUCCCUGGACUGACAAGGGAGUUCCGGGCGAUUGGAUAACAGAGCUGAAAAUUGGCGAUCUUGGAGCGACGCGGUCUCUGGAGGAGGAUGAGGUUUUGAUCAAAGUAAAGGCAGUUGGCAUCUGCGGAUCAGAUGUUCAUUACUGGACUCAAGGCCGAGGAGCCCGAUUCGCAGUUGACAACAAAAUGGUUCUCGGCCACGAAGGCGCUGGCGAAAUCAUCCAAGUCGGAUCCAAAGUCAGCAACGUUGUCAAAGGCGAUCGCGUCGCUUUCGAACCCGGCUACGCGACUGGCGACGAUGAAUUGACGAAAAACGGGCGCUACAAUUUGAGCAAGGUGUUUUUCUGCGCCACGCCGCCGGACGACGGUUGUCUCUGCCAGUACUUCGUGCACAAGGCGAGCUGCUGCUACAAGAUGCCGGAAGAGAUGAGCUACGAGCUGGGCGCGAUGAUUGAGCCGCUUUCUGUUGGAAUUCACGCUGCUAAGCGAGCAAGAGUUGAACCUGGCCAGGAUGUGCUUAUUACUGGAGCUGGGCCGAUU
Oikopleura dioica is the source of this 582-nucleotide messenger RNA. Lineage: Eukaryota; Metazoa; Chordata; Appendicularia; Copelata; Oikopleuridae. The record is from the annotation of a GenBank genome assembly.